This is a messenger RNA of Amaranthus tricolor (Joseph's coat), 942 nucleotides long. Its product is annotated as protein LURP-one-related 6. The record is from RefSeq and is a predicted model, not a curated record. Bases 134 to 772 code for a protein of 212 amino acids. The transcript is spliced from 3 exons. NCBI's taxonomy places the organism in Eukaryota, Viridiplantae, Streptophyta, Magnoliopsida, Caryophyllales, Amaranthaceae.
CAUUAAAAUACCCUAUUAUUGUUGAAUUCCUAUGUCAAAUUCCCUUAUAAGUAGCUCAAACACCUCUAUAGGUAGAAGCUUGUUAUGUUAUCUCUUUAGAAAGUUGCAUAAGAAUAUAUGUAAGUGAAGCAAGAUGGCAGUAUCAAAGCCAAACUAUUUGAUGCCAAUUAUAAGCAAGAUGUAUUGCUCAUCAUCCCAAGUUGUUUUGGUGGUACGGCGGCGGCCGCAAGCCGUGGGUGGUGGUGGAUUUGUGGUUACUAAUUGUAGCCAAAGGGUUGUUUUUCAAGUUGAUGGUUGUGGGAUUCUUGGCAAAAAAGGAGAGUUGAUUCUUCGUGAUCAUGAUGCUGAACCCAUUCUUCUCAUCCGUCAAUUAAAGGGUGGGUUUGUUCAAGCAUUAAGCAUAUGCAAGAAAUGGAAAGGCUACUAUGAUUAUGAAGGGUAUGAAAGGUCUAUUUUUAGUAUAAAAGAACCAAAUCAAAAUUCAUGCUUCCCAACAAGCAAUGCAGUUAGAGUUUCAAUUGAACCCAAAGUUGUUGGGCGAAAUAAGGACUGGAAUUUUGAGGUUAAAGGCUACUUUCCUGACAAAAAUUGCAGCAUUGUUGACUCCUUUGGAAAUGUUGUGGCCCAGAUUGGAAUAAAAGAAGAAAUAAAAAGGGCCAUGAGUAACAAAGAUUUGUACCAUGUGAUGAUUCAACCUGGGAUUGAUCAAGCUUUUGUUUUUGGAGUCAUUGCUGUUCUUGAUUACAUUUACCAUGAGUCUACUUGGUGCUAGAUUCGUUACAUUCCCAGGAGAAAACAGUCUUAUCUUUUUUAUGACUUGUAUUUUAUUUUGUAGCUAAUUAAUAUUCGUAUUUCUAAGCUAACAAUUUAGUUUUUUUUAAUUAGUUUCUUGCACUGACCCGAAAAUUUGAGUACAAGUUUCUAUAAAUUUUCGUAUCUGAA